CAAAUUCAAAGAACACAAACAAGUUGAUCUGUGCGUGCUUAAAUGUUGAUGUAAGAACGUUCAGAUGGCCAAUGGGUAACGACGUUACCUACUAUCCAACAUCUCCCUCAUCAGGUGUAAAGCACGAACAAUUCUGCCAAAUAAGGGAAGAGGAUAGUGCUUCAAGAUUGCUGUAAUAUCUGAAGAAAGUGGGCGUUGGAGAAUUUGAGCUUGUAUCACUAAGGACCUGGAUAUAUAAUGUCAUAUUCUAAUAAAUAUAUUUUUGCAACUCUACCCAGAACUCAGAGAGGGCAGCCUAUUGUCCUGGGAGGAGAUCCAAAAGGGAAAAAUUUCCUGUAUACUAAUGGAAAUAGUGUUAUUAUAAGAAAUAUUGAGAAUCCUGCUAUAUCUGAUGUUUACACUGAACACUCCUGUGCUACAAAUGUGGCCAAAUAUUCACCAAGUGGAUUUUACAUAGCAUCUGGAGAUCAAUCUGGGAAAGUACGAAUUUGGGACACAGUGAAUAAGGAACAUUUAUUGAAGAAUGAAUUCCAACCAAUUGGGGGCCCAAUUAGGGAUAUUUCCUGGUCACCUGACAGCCAGCGGAUGGUGGUGGUUGGAGAGGGGAGGGAAAGGUUUGGACAUGUGUUCAUGGCAGAGACUGGCACCUCAGUUGGUGAAAUAUCAGGACAGUCCAAAUCAAUCAACUCUUGUGAUUUUCGCCCUUCAAGGCCAUUCCGAAUUGUGACAGGAUGUGAGGACAAUACAAUUGGUGUGUUUGAAGGACCACCAUUCAAAUUCAAGAUGACAAAACAGGAACAUGCGAGGUUUGUGCAAGCUGUGAGAUACUCACCAAGUGGAAGUCAUUUUGCAUCAGCUGGAUUUGAUGGAAAGGUGUUUCUGUAUGAUGGUUCAUCAGCUGACCUGAUUGGGGAAAUAGGAUCACCUGCACAUAAGGGUGGUGUAUAUGCUGUUGCAUGGAAGCCAGAUGGCACGCAACUCCUCACUGCAUCAGGUGAUAAGACUUGCAAGUUGUGGGAUGUAGAAACAAGGUCUGUGCUAACGGAGUUCAUGAUGGGCAGUCAGGUAGAGGACCAGCAGGUUUCAUGCUUAUGGCAGGGCCAGCAUUUGCUGUCAGUGUCACUCAGUGGCUUCAUCAAUUAUCUUGAUGUCAGCAACCCCAAUAAACACAUUAGAAUACUCAAGGGCCACAACAAACCAAUCACUGUUCUGUGUCUGAGUCCAGAUCGGAAAACAAUCUACACAGGUUCACAUGAUGGCUUCAUCACACACUGGGAUUCCAACACAGGAGAGAAUGAUCGGAUCCAAGGGGUUGGACAUGGGAACCAGAUCAAUGGCAUGAAGAUAAUAGGUGACUCGCUUUACACAUGUGGCAUUGAUGAUAGUGUGAAGCAAGUAGAUAUUGUGUCUAAUAGUUAUACAAGUGCUGACAUUAAGCUGGGAUCUCAGCCUCGUAGUAUGGACGUCAAAGGUGAUACCAUAGUCACUGGUUCUGUCAAAGAGAUAUCAAUUCUGCAGGGAGGAAGGAAAGUGUCCAGCCUUCCCGUCACUUAUGAACCUUCAUGCGUGUCCAUCAACAGUGAACACCCAGAUGUAGCAGUGGGAGGAGCUUUGGACAAUAAAAUUCACAUUUAUACACUACUGGGAUCAAACCUAAGUCCAAAGGCAGAACUGGAGCAUCUUGGUCCUUUGACAGACUGUUCAUACUCACCAGAUAGCCAGUACCUGGUGGCAUGUGAUGCCAAUAGGAAGGUCAUCCUCUACAAACUGCCAGAUUAUCAGGUAACCGCCAUGUCCACACUGCUCCAGCUCCUUUGCGUUGCAUGGAAGCCAGAUGGCACGCAACUCCUCACUGCAUCAGGUGAUAAGACUUGCAAGUUGUGGGAUGUAGAAACAAGGUCUGUGCUAACGGAGUUCAUGAUGGGCAGUCAGGUAGAGGACCAGCAGGUUUCAUGCUUAUGGCAGGGCCAGCAUUUGCUGUCAGUGUCACUCAGUGGCUUCAUCAAUUAUCUUGAUGUCAGCAACCCCAAUAAACACAUUAGAAUACUCAAGGGCCACAACAAACCAAUCACUGUUCUGUGUCUGAGUCCAGAUCGGAAAACAAUCUACACAGGUUCACAUGAUGGCUUCAUCACACACUGGGAUUCCAACACAGGAGAGAAUGAUCGGAUCCAAGGGGUUGGACAUGGGAACCAGAUCAAUGGCAUGAAGAUAAUAGGUGACUCGCUUUACACAUGUGGCAUUGAUGAUAGUGUGAAGCAAGUAGAUAUUGUGUCUAAUAGUUAUACAAGUGCUGACAUUAAGCUGGGAUCUCAGCCUCGUAGUAUGGACGUCAAAGGUGAUACCAUAGUCACUGGUUCUGUCAAAGAGAUAUCAAUUCUGCAGGGAGGAAGGAAAGUGUCCAGCCUUCCCGUCACUUAUGAACCUUCAUGCGUGUCCAUCAACAGUGAACACCCAGAUGUAGCAGUGGGAGGAGCUUUGGACAAUAAAAUUCACAUUUAUACACUACUGGGAUCAAACCUAAGUCCAAAGGCAGAACUGGAGCAUCUUGGUCCUUUGACAGACUGUUCAUACUCACCAGAUAGCCAGUACCUGGUGGCAUGUGAUGCCAAUAGGAAGGUCAUCCUCUACAAACUGCCAGAUUAUCAGCUUGCCCACAACAAGGAAUGGGGUUUUCACAAUGCAAGAGUCAACACCGUGGCCUGGUCUCCAAACUCCCAGCUUGUUGCUAGUGGAAGCUUAGACACAACCAUUAUCAUCUGGAGUGUUCUGAACCCAGCUAAACACACCAUCAUCAAGAAUGCUCAUCCACAGAGCCAGAUCACACGCCUAGCCUGGCUUGAUGAUGGAACGUUGGUGUCGGUUGGACAAGACUGUAAUACCAAGAUAUGGAACAUCACUGCUAUUUAGAUCCAUUACCACCACUCAUUGGGUUCUAUU
Zootermopsis nevadensis is the source of this 2940-nucleotide messenger RNA. The record is from RefSeq and is a predicted model, not a curated record. NCBI's taxonomy places the organism in Eukaryota, Metazoa, Arthropoda, Insecta, Blattodea, Termopsidae.